CCUCUGUUGUUUGUCUUUCAGGUUUCACUCCACCUCCCAGACAUGGCUUUCUUUACUCAGUCAUCUUGCAUGCCAUCCUGCUCCAUCCCAUCUUCUAGACCUUCCAUAGGCAUUGGAUCCUGCGGCAUGGGAGGAGGCUUCGGUGGUGGCAUGUACGGAUCUGGCGGUGGUUCCGGCAUGAUGGGAUAUGGUGGCGGCUCUGGCCUUGCAGCAUCAGCAGCCCAAUUAGGGAUCCUUUCCGGAGUCAAUCCUUCCUGCAUCAACCAGCUCCCACCAUCAGAAGUGGUGAUCCAGCCACCUCCAGUUGUGAUGACCAUCCCAGGACCCAUCAUGACCUCCAGUUGCCAGCCCUUAGCUGUCGGAGGCUAUUCACCAUGUGCAUCUGGAGGCUAUGGCUCUUAUGGCUCUGGCUCCAGUGGAUAUGGACUGGGGGGUUCUGGAGGGUAUCUUGGUGGAGGUGGUGGUUUCGGCAGCAAGGGGUUUGGUGGGUCAAGGCGUAGGCAAAGUAUCUGUGGUAGCCCCUGCUAAAUGAAAAGGAAGUGAUCCAUAGAAUCUGGAAGAACUCGGAAUCCAUGACAUGAAUCCACAUGUAAUUCGUUUGGUCCUGGAUACUUGAAUGUAUUUAGAGUAGCCAAAUAUUUCUGUGCUACCUCUUUGCCUAUCCUGUGCUGCAUUUCACUGAUAGUUUCAGAAACACACUCCUGCAGUUGCUCAGCACUUCUGAGAACAACAGCCAGCUGUGUGCUUGACACGUUGCACUUUUCCUGUGAUAAUAUCCGUUUCUUGCUAGUAUGCAUUUCUCAGAGUUCAGGCAGUCUCUUCUACCUAACAUCCUCCUUUUUGUAUUAGAUGCAGACGAUAUCAUAAAGUAAGACAGGGCACAAUACAAUUCACUCUUACCUCACUGGUUAACUAUGCUGUUUAUGUUGCUGUGUUGUAUACAAUUUGUUAAGAGUCUGUAUCAUUUUCUGUAUCACCCCCCUUCUCCCCAUUAAUAAAGCUUCGAUUGCAUCCAA
Messenger RNA from Anolis carolinensis (green anole), 1016 nucleotides. RefSeq names its product keratin-associated beta-protein 5 (gene li-ac-5). Gene Ontology annotation, molecular function: structural constituent of cytoskeleton. Lineage: Eukaryota; Metazoa; Chordata; Lepidosauria; Squamata; Anolidae. The record is from RefSeq and is a predicted model, not a curated record. The transcript has a single exon. The coding region runs from base 43 to 528 and encodes 161 amino acids. Gene Ontology annotation, cellular component: intermediate filament.